Messenger RNA from Aegilops tauschii subsp. strangulata, 639 nucleotides. The record is from RefSeq and is a predicted model, not a curated record. NCBI's taxonomy places the organism in Eukaryota, Viridiplantae, Streptophyta, Magnoliopsida, Poales, Poaceae.
AUGCCGGCGCGGCGAAUGGAAGCCACCACUCUCCGAGGGCCGAGCCACCUCGCCACCGCCGCCCACAGCCGGAGCAACAACUACGCCGGGCCGAUGCCCCAACCCGCUCCGCCUGCCAGAAAACACCAGAUUCGGCCGGCAUGCACCGCCACCAAGCCGCUGAAGCGCCGGUCACCUCACUGCCAGCACUGCCGCCCGACGCCCAGGAACGCCAGGCCGAGGUGCCCUCAGCCCGCGUCGCUCGCCUGCCACCGACCAGAGAGGUCGCCCGAGCCAGAUCUGGGCCGGGGAUACCCACCGCCGCCACCACGCGUGGGGCACGCCCUGCUGCACCCCGACGUGCAGCUGCCCACGCUACCGCACCAGGACGGCCCCGACCGGCCACCCCUACCGCCGACGCACCACGCCGCCCUGCAGAGCCGCACACCUCCGCACGAUGCAGCUGCCCCGCGCCAGCCCACCGUGAGGACUGGGAAAGAGGCCCCGCCGCCACCAACGCCGGCCGGGCCGACUGCAGCAAGGGAGGAGGAGGGAAGGGGGGUAGGGGCCGGAGGCGCUAGGGUUCGUCUCCCCGCUCGCGGGAGCGGGCGAGACGAAGGGGUUUCCGACAACCAUCUGGGCCGAUAUUACCACUCGUAA